This is a messenger RNA of Cylas formicarius (sweet potato weevil), 572 nucleotides long. It is a transcript of the gene RpL32, whose product is annotated as large ribosomal subunit protein eL32. The record is from RefSeq and is a predicted model, not a curated record. Gene Ontology annotation, cellular component: ribosome; cytosolic large ribosomal subunit. Bases 123 to 527 code for a protein of 134 amino acids. The transcript has 4 exons. NCBI's taxonomy places the organism in Eukaryota, Metazoa, Arthropoda, Insecta, Coleoptera, Brentidae. Gene Ontology annotation, molecular function: structural constituent of ribosome. Gene Ontology annotation, biological process: translation.
AUUGAUGCCAUUUGUUACUACAAAAUGAACUUAGGUACCUCUCUUUGACAGUUCCUUCUUUGGCGUGUUAAAAAUUUUGAACGCGCAAGAAAAUCCGUAGAUUUUAAAGCGAUCGGUUCAAGAUGGCCAUAAGACCGGUGUAUAGGCCUCAAAUUGUUAAGAAACGGACUAAAAAGUUCAUCAGGCAUCAGUCCGACCGCUACGCAAAGCUAAAGCGCAAUUGGCGUAAGCCGAAGGGCAUUGACAAUAGGGUAAGGAGGCGAUUCAAGGGUCAAUAUUUGAUGCCCAAUAUCGGCUACGGUUCCGCAGCGAAAACUCGUCACAUGUUGCCGACGGGAUUCAGAAAAGUCUUGGUCCACAACGUUAAAGAACUCGAAGUUCUGAUGAUGCAGAACCGCAAAUAUUGCGGCGAAAUUGCUCACGGCGUGUCCGCCAGGAAACGCAAAGAGAUUGUGGAGCGUGCCCAACAGUUGAGCAUAAGGUUAACAAACGGACACGCCAGGCUUCGCAGCCAGGAAAAUGAAUAAAUUAAGAUGUAAUUUAAUUGUUUAAUAAAAAAAACGACCUGCUAA